Messenger RNA from Pararge aegeria (speckled wood butterfly), 1343 nucleotides. RefSeq names its product probable prefoldin subunit 4 (gene Pfdn4). Gene Ontology annotation, biological process: protein folding. The coding region runs from base 269 to 676 and encodes 135 amino acids. Gene Ontology annotation, cellular component: cytoplasm; prefoldin complex. Lineage: Eukaryota; Metazoa; Arthropoda; Insecta; Lepidoptera; Nymphalidae. The record is from RefSeq and is a predicted model, not a curated record. The transcript is spliced from 3 exons.
CCAUCGUAACUGCCUUGUCACAAAUUCCAUAAUAAUCCUAAAGUACAAAAACCGUUAUUAAAAAGUACUUUUUGUAACCUCAGAUUUUGUCGCAGGCAUAUUAUUGGCUUUGUUCGUCUAUGAUUGUCAAAAUUCAAAUGUCAAAGUCAAAUUGCAACUUUUGAGGUUAAAAGAGCCCGGAUUUGUUGAAUAAAUUCGCCUUCUGAUUUAAAAGUUUCAUUUUUUCAGGGUAAAAAUCAUAUAUUGACAAACGAUAAUACUAAUAACAAUGGCUAAUUCCGGAAAAGGCACUUUCCAACCGGAUUCAGAUGUCCACAUAUCAUUGGAAGACCAACAAAAAAUUAAUAAGUUUGCUCGACUAAAUGCCAAAGUUGACGACUUGAAGGAUGAAUUAAAGAUAAAACUUAACGAUAUGAAAAACUUGGAGGAAGCUGUCGAGGAGCUAGGCCUUGCUGAUGAUUCUGAGAAAAUCCCUUAUCUAGUAGGAGAAGUGUUUUUAUGUCAGAACUUAGAAGACACUCUCAAAUCAUUAGAAGAAAACAAAGUAAAGAAACAAAAUGAAAUAAGCCAGUUGGAAGCCAAAUGUGAAGAAUUGAAGUCACAAAUGAGUGAACUCAAAGGGCAUUUGUAUGGCAAAUUUGGCAGUCAUAUUAACUUGGAGAAUGAAGAGGAUUAAAAAUUAUUUUAAAAUUACAACUACACUCAAAGUGCUUUGAAUAUUUUAGCUUAACUACUGGUCCACUACAUUUUUCUUAAAAUUUUCAAAUUGCUUAAAAAACACUUAAAAAGCAUGUAUGAAUCAAUACAGACAAGAAUUGUAUAUCUUAUAGUAACAGGUUUCCAAAAUAAACCAUCAAAGUACUUGAGGUGCUGCCAGUGAGAAAUCAAAAGUAAAAUUCACCGUACAAGUAAUCCCUAAAGUCUUAGAUCUACCUUUUAAAUCUCCUGCAAGUGAGAAAACAUUCUUAAAAAUAUUAACCUAUAACCUUUUGAGAAAACACCUCUCAUCACUACUGUAUUCCAUAUAUUAGGUACAUUAGCUAUUGAACAUGCAAUAAACUUGCAAUUGCUAAACAAGAAAACAUAUGAAUACAUCUAUGCUUCAGUUUGUGAAGAUAUUAUGCUUAUAGAACAAGGAAUACCCUGCAGCUUCUACUUUUAUAUAAUUCAAUGACCCCUGCCUAAAAAUACCAUAUAGAUGUUCUUUGAUGGGUAAUCUCUUGUUGAGAUGUACAUGAAUUACCUUAGGGCAAUAGUACAAAGCCAAUUUAUUCAUCAACAGCACCAGUAAAACUUUGAUUCUUCAUAUGCAAUUAAGGGAUCAUAUUAAACCAAUGCUUACU